Drosophila elegans is the source of this 741-nucleotide messenger RNA. RefSeq names its product 30S ribosomal protein S6-like. The record is from RefSeq and is a predicted model, not a curated record. Bases 1 to 741 code for a protein of 246 amino acids. The transcript has 3 exons. Lineage: Eukaryota; Metazoa; Arthropoda; Insecta; Diptera; Drosophilidae.
AUGCCGUUCAACCCGGACAUAGGAUCGCCAACGCAGCGGUUUCUGGAUGCCGGAUCGUGUAAACAACUGGGAAAAGCGGACGAGACCCUGAAUAUCUUGGACACCAAACUAGAAUGGGACAGUAUCAGGGAAAAUCUGAAGCGUAUGUAUGCCUGCAAAAAGACAGAACCAAUACUCAUCGCCGAAAUUCAGAACCUUCCCGCUAGUUUGUCCCUGGACCCAGACCACGGUGUAAGUGCAGCAUCAAAAAAUGCUCUUUAUGAUGGAAUUUGCCUUAACGCCUUCCUCGUCGGGCUACGAGAUCCACUCAGAGCGGUCAUCCGAGCCUGGAAUCCGACAACGAUCGAGGCAGCUUACGAGUGGUGCCAAGCUGAGCAGAACUUCAUUUAUCAAAAACAAAACAAACUACAAAACAAUAGAUUCAACUCAGACCGCAAUAGACCCUAUCAGAGGGGUUCGUACCAGAACAACUCCGUUGGUCGAAAUAACUACUCUUCCAAUAAUUACGGGCAAGAUUAUCGUGGAAAUUCCUAUUCCUCGGGAAACCCGUUCCGCCAGGGCCCCAACCAAAGCCAGCAUCAUUUCAAUAACAACAGGCAGAAUAACGACAAUAGAAUGGGAGGAAAUAAUACUGAUCAAAAUCGUAGCAGUACCUCACGCAGGCCUGCUCCCAAUUUUAACAACAUUGACGACAGCUCAAAUUUUCAACAAGAAGCCUCGACCGACAAGUCGGUUACAUAA